Messenger RNA from Tilletiaria anomala UBC 951, 411 nucleotides. RefSeq lists its product as uncharacterized. NCBI's taxonomy places the organism in Eukaryota, Fungi, Basidiomycota, Exobasidiomycetes, Georgefischeriales, Tilletiariaceae. Gene Ontology annotation, biological process: defense response to fungus; defense response to bacterium. Bases 1 to 411 code for a protein of 136 amino acids. The record is from RefSeq and is a predicted model, not a curated record. The transcript has 3 exons.
AUGCUCACUUCCAUGAAGAACCUCGCGCUAGCCCUCUUGGCUUUCACGGCUAUGGGGAGUGUCCUCGCUGCGCCUAUUCCUGCCUCCGACGUCCAGCUGGAGAAGCGUUCCUACAGUGGGCGUGCAACCUACUACAAUGUCGGCAAAGGCGCGUGUGGCUGGCGCAACAGUAACUCACAACACGUUGCGGCCCUGAACCGCAGUCAAUACGGGAAUGUUAACGCCAAGAGCUCAUGGUGCGGGAAGACCAUCGAGAUCAAGAACAAGCGCAAUGGCAAGGUCGUCAGCGCAAGGAUCGUUGACGCCUGCCCGGACUGCAAACAUGGGUCGCUGGACUUGUCGCCUUCGCUGUUUUCUCAGCUGAAUAACGGGAACAUGGAUGACGGCGUUUUCCCGAUCUCCUGGAACUAA